UUAAAAGCCAUACAGGAACGAGUUACUGAGCGCCCUUUUCACACAGUUGGCGCUAAAAUUAAACUUGAAAGAUGGUGAACUCAGGGACCAAAAGACCAAGACAUUUCCGAUCAGAGAAGGAGAACGUUCCGCGAGACAGGAAUAGAGCAAACAUUAGGAUCCACCCCAAGAAGCCGUAUAAGAUGACGCUGGAGGAUCUGGGCUGUGUAUUGAUAUCUGAUGACAGCAGCUCAGACACUGAAAACUUAGAAAUCACGCCCUGUGUCUCCGGGGGAGCUGAUGAGUCAUUGUGUUUAAAGGCUCCUCGAGUUUUACUGGACAGCCAGCGGGAUAAUACACAACCUUUGACACAGACCGUGAUACGAGCUCCAAAACGGGAGAUCUGUUCCCAUGGUUAUGAAGAAGUCCUAGCAAUGCGACCAGAAAUCUCAAAUGGAUAUACAGACAAUUUCAGUCGCCUGUCAGAUGAGAUGAUUCUGCGUAUAUAUCACUGGUUACCCAAAUUUACGCUGGCUAAAUGUGCUAGAGUUUGUCACCGCUGGAAUCGUGUUGUAGGAGACAAAUCUUUAUGGAAGAGGAUUGACCUGGCUAACAGAAGAAUUACCAGUAGCUGUUUGGGUCUUGUGUUAUACAGAGGGGCCAAUGUUCUCAGACUGACAAAGACAGAGAUGAUAGAGGAUGGGUUUGAUGGCUACUGGAAAAGAGACAAAACUGGUUUUCAGUGCCUGCAGUACUUGGAUUUAAGCCUUUCGUCAGCCAGUAUUGAGUUGAUGGGGCACCUGUUUACGUCCUGUCAGAAUCUGAGGAAACUCAGUCUGGAGCUGUGUACAAUAGACGAUGAUGUUGCUCAUUUAUUUGGACAGAACGAGAACCUACAGGUGCUAAAUCUCAGUAUGUGUAGUGGACUGACAAUGUCGGGGCUGGCUGCAAUACUCAAUGGAUGUAGGAGGUUGACUUCCCUGAAUCUGUCCUGGACUGGACUGAGAAGACAGAGCUUAGCCUACUUGUCCCUGGCUCUUCCGCCUUCUGUUCGUAAACUGAAUCUCAGUGGAUGUAGGGAGAACAUCACCGAUGAAGAGGUGUUACAGCUUGUUAAAACCUGUCCAGGCCUGAUGGAACUAGAUCUCUCUGAUUCCACCGUCAUCACGGGACUGUCCAUCACGUACAUUAUGUCUCACCUGGACAAUUUACAAUACCUGGCCCUCAGCAGGUGUUACAGACUCUCUGUCCAUAAUAUCAGGGAGUUGGCACAGCACACCAGUCUGACUGAGGUGGAGGUCUUUGGAAUGUUCCGUGACGGAACGAUGGAACAGCUCAAACAGGAAAUGGUCAACGUGGAACUGAACCGAUAUCCGUUCUCCAGCGUCGCGAGGCCUACAACAGGGAUCAGAAUGACGUCACUGUGGGGCCUCAGGGUCCGGGACAACGCUGUUUGAUGACAACCGACCGAUUCUUGUUCCAAAUUUUAGGAGUAGCUAUUAACAAAUUAACAGAGAAUGGAUAAACAUAUCAGCAUGUCUCAGGAAGAAAUCAAAUCAUGCAUAAAAAAUUCUCAAUCGUAAUAUCAGCAUCCUUAAACAAAAGCUAUCAGGGAGAGUAGGAAGCAUUAAGAUUUUUAUCUGUUAUUUCAUGUUAAGACAGUUCUGCUGUUAUAGCUGCAAUGUUUUGAUUAUUACAGUUUUACUUGAAGUUCUCAAAAUCGUAAUCAGUAUAGAAAUGAUAUUUGGCUUCAUGUAUGGAUUCAUGGCAAGAUAAAAAUGCAACUCAAAACUUGUUUUUAAAAUUACAUUAUGUAGUUCUGAUUUCAAUUGUAUACAUGAUUUGCAAGACCUAAAUUGUAAACUUGUUUUUAAAAUAAUCUAAUGUAGUAUUGAUGUCAGUCUUAUGCAUUAUUUUUUUUAUUAAGCAUUUACAAGAUUUAAAUUUUAGAAUAUGGUUCGUUUCCCCAUUUUAUCAACCCAGCAGGAUCAAAUGCAUUGUCUCAAAAUAGUUGUAACGCUAUUUCUCUCAGAAAAAAUGUUGUUGUUUUUUCAAUUGAAGUGCAAAUCUUUAUUAGGGAAUUUUGCACUGCGUGACUAUAUAAAUAUAUUGUAUGUUCAGCGAUUAUACAAUUGUUUUUAGCCGUGUCAAGACUCAUAAAGACAUGGUAUCGUCAUUUGAAUCUUUGGUUAUACGUUUUGCCAAAGUAUGAAAUACUUUUCCCCGCUCAAGUUCUCAUGAAUCAGAAUUCUAGGUCUUAAAGGGAGAAAAAUAUUUCAAAGUUAAUAAUCCUGAUUUUAUGUUCAGUUUUUAGAACUUCAUUUUCAUAUGGUGCUCUCAGGCAACAUGUAAUGCCCAGAGAUUAUGUAUCUGUAUAUCACUAGGUGUAUAAUUGAGGUUAUGUGUGAUGUCAUCGUGCUAUUUAUAGAUAGUAUGCUAUUUUUGUUACAAAGUAACCUGUAUAUGAUAUUAUGAGAAAAAGACAAGCAAAUGGACUGGGACUGUGUUGAAUUUAACAGUAGAAAUGCUUGGUUUUUGAUGAUGAAUAGUUGACUGAGAAAUAGUUAAAAGUGAUUGAUGAGGGAUACUUGAGAACUGUUUGAUGCUAUAAAUAUAUCACUAGGAAUGCUUGCUUAUUUGCUGUUACCAGUGUAUAACAUAAGAAAUGUCUGUUUGAUAUUACAAGUGUGUUAAUGUUUGUUUGUUUAUUUUAAUGUUAGUGCUUAAUGUAUAAUUAUUUGAUCGUUUUAAGGAUGUUGUGUACUCAGUAUUUGUACCAGAGGCAUGCCCUGUGUAAACACAUUAGUGUUUAAUGCGUGUUAACUUGUUCAGAAGUUUAUUAAACAGAUAUAAUGUAUACAGUAA
Ostrea edulis (European flat oyster) is the source of this 2844-nucleotide messenger RNA. Its product is annotated as S-phase kinase-associated protein 2-like. Gene Ontology annotation, molecular function: protein binding. Bases 72 to 1436 code for a protein of 454 amino acids. Gene Ontology annotation, biological process: SCF-dependent proteasomal ubiquitin-dependent protein catabolic process. The transcript has 11 exons. Gene Ontology annotation, cellular component: SCF ubiquitin ligase complex. The record is from RefSeq and is a predicted model, not a curated record. NCBI's taxonomy places the organism in Eukaryota, Metazoa, Mollusca, Bivalvia, Ostreida, Ostreidae.